CAAGGGGGGGGGUGCCAACCCUUUCACUUGGUAAGUUUUACACGCAGUGUGUAAUACAUUUCAAUCACACUAUUACCAACAGUGACUUGUAAAAAGUAGUAAAUUACACUACAACUCAGCAUAUUGUUGAAAAUCGUGGCAAAGGCUCGCCACUUUUCUAAACCAAAGCUAGCUACUUAGCUACUCUUGUUUAGCAGCCUGUCCAGGCAGCAAUGCAACCCCCUCAAUGAAAUUUGAAAAAGUAAUGUCAUAGUUAUCAUGGUUUUGUAUCCUCUUUUAUCUUCAAUGUUUGCACAUGAGUGUGUAAGCCAAUCAACGCUGUGUGUUGCAUCGACAGGCGGAGAGAAAGAUGGGGUCAGAAGAGGUCAAAGGUCGAAGAGGACAGAUGAACAUGUCCUGUCUUGAUAUAUCGCGGCUUCACCAGCACACGGAAGCACCUCAACUCUGAAAUGAAAGCAGACAAGGUGAAAGGUUUCAGGGUGGACAAGAUCGUUGAUCGCCUUCAGCUGUUCAUCCAUAACUUUGACCUGAAUGGCCUGAAGGACUACUGGGGUUACCUGGACCAGAGACUGUUCUGUAGGCUAGAAGACAUCUUCAGACCAGAAGUCACCAAGCUACAGACCAGUCUCUUCAGAUACUAUUUUGUUUAUGGUGUACAGUUAAAGAACCAUGAGAAGACCCAGGAGUUGUCCCAGCGUCAGGCUCAGGAACUGCAGGGUCAGUCAGAGUGGCGUGAUUGGUUCAUCCUGCCGUUUAUCACCUGUCCCCGAGCAGGGGACAGGUUUAAAUGUUAACAAGCUACAAAGUAGCCUCUGGCAUACCUGGCAGUGGCUGUGCUACAGAAACACUGCUAACCAAACAACAGUGCUAGGUGGCUGUGCUACAGAAACACUGCUAACCAAACAACAGCGCUAGGUGGAAGUGCUACAGAUACACCGCUAACCAAACAACAGUGCUAGGUGGCAGUGCUACAGAAACACUGCUAACCAAACAACAGUGCUAGGUGGCAAUAAAGGUCAAUAAUGGUGCAG
Molecule: messenger RNA, 1031 nt
Organism: Oncorhynchus kisutch (coho salmon)
Lineage: Eukaryota; Metazoa; Chordata; Actinopteri; Salmoniformes; Salmonidae
Product: WD repeat-containing protein 91-like
Exons: 3
Coding region: 450-794 (114 amino acids)
Biological process (GO): negative regulation of phosphatidylinositol 3-kinase/protein kinase B signal transduction; early endosome to late endosome transport
Cellular component (GO): late endosome membrane; early endosome membrane
Molecular function (GO): phosphatidylinositol 3-kinase inhibitor activity
Source: RefSeq, a predicted model, not a curated record